Molecule: messenger RNA, 489 nt
Organism: Fukomys damarensis (Damara mole-rat)
Lineage: Eukaryota; Metazoa; Chordata; Mammalia; Rodentia; Bathyergidae
Product: interleukin-36 gamma
Exons: 4
Coding region: 1-489 (162 amino acids)
Biological process (GO): inflammatory response to antigenic stimulus; cytokine-mediated signaling pathway; positive regulation of gene expression
Molecular function (GO): cytokine activity; interleukin-1 receptor binding
Source: RefSeq, a predicted model, not a curated record
AUGGAAAAGCCUAAAAACAUUAUUUAUGGAGCAAGAGAUGUCCCACAGCUUGGAAAGAUCUCUGAUUUGGAUCAGCAGGUGUGGAUCCUUCAGGGUCAGUCACUUGUGACAGUUCCACGGAGUAAUAGUGUGGCAUCAGUUACUGUCACUGUUAUGCCAUGCAAGUAUCCAGAAUCCCUUGAGCAAGACAAGGGGACUCCUAUUUAUCUGGGGAUCCAGAAUCCAGAUAUGUGUCUGUGUUGUGAGAAUGCUGAAGGAAAACCCACAUUGCUGCUGAAGGAGAAGAAUAUUUUGGAUCUGUACAAUCAACCUGAGCCUGUGAAGCCCUUCCUUUUUUACCGCUCCUAUGUAGGGAGCACCUCCACCUUCGAGUCUGUAGCCUUUCCUGGCUGGUUCAUCGCCUCUUCCAAGAAAGAUGGCCUUAUUUUCCUCACUUCAGACCAGGGAAAAUCAUACAACAUAAACUUCAAUUUACAUAUAGAAGCUUGA